Molecule: messenger RNA, 1106 nt
Organism: Gymnogyps californianus (California condor)
Lineage: Eukaryota; Metazoa; Chordata; Aves; Accipitriformes; Cathartidae
Gene: FDPS
Product: farnesyl diphosphate synthase
Exons: 9
Coding region: 1-1062 (353 amino acids)
Biological process (GO): trans, trans-farnesyl diphosphate biosynthetic process
Cellular component (GO): cytoplasm
Molecular function (GO): dimethylallyltranstransferase activity; (2E,6E)-farnesyl diphosphate synthase activity
Source: RefSeq, a predicted model, not a curated record
AUGAGCGGCAGCGGGGCGCGGGGCGCGGCGGCGGCCGAGCGGGAGGAGUUCGUGGGCUUCUUCCCACAGGUCGUCCGCGACCUGACGGAGGGCGGCCUGGGGCACCCGGAGGUGGGCGAUGCCGUGGCCCGGCUGAAGGAGGUGCUGGAGUACAACGUGCCGGGCGGGAAGUGCAACCGCGGGCUGACGGUGCUGGCCGCCUUCCGGGAGCUGGCGGCCCCCGGGCAGCAGGACCCGGAGAGCCUCCGGUGCGCACUGGCCGUCGGCUGGUGCAUCGAGCUGUUCCAAGCCUUUUUCUUGGUGGCUGACGACAUCAUGGAUGCAUCCCUCACCCGCCGGGGACAGCUCUGCUGGUACAAGAAGGAGGGGAUCGGUCUGGAUGCCGUCAACGAUGCCUUCCUCCUCGAGUCGUCCGUCUACAGGCUGCUGAAGAAGUACUGCGGGGAGCGCCCCUACUACCUGCACCUCCUGGAGCUUUUCUUGCAGACUGCCUACCAGACUGAGCUCGGGCAGAUGCUGGACCUCAUCACCGCUCCCGUUUCCCAGGUGGAUUUGAAUCGCUUCAGCGAGCAGAGGUAUAAGGCAAUUGUUAAGUACAAGACGGCGUUCUACUCCUUCUACCUGCCUGUGGCCGCUGCCAUGUACAUGGCUGGUAUUGACAGUAAGGAGGAGCAUGACAAUGCCAAAGCGAUCUUGCUGGAGAUGGGUGAAUUCUUUCAGAUCCAGGAUGAUUACCUGGACUGCUUUGGGGACCCGGAGCUGACAGGGAAGGUUGGCACUGAUAUCCAGGACAAUAAGUGCAGCUGGCUGGUGGUGGAGUGUCUGCGUCGGGUCACGCCAGAGCAGAGGCAGAUCCUGGAGGAGAACUAUGGCUGUAAGGAGCCUGAGAAGGUGGCAAAGGUGAAGGAGCUCUAUGAUACUCUGGGCAUGAGGGCUGCUUUUCAGGAGUACGAGGAGAGCAGCUAUCAGCGCCUGCAGGAACUGAUCAAAAAGCACGCCGACCGCCUCCCCAAGGAGAUCUUUCUUGGCCUAGCUCGGAAGAUUUACAAGCGCCAGAAGUGAUGAUGGUGGGCCCGUCUGUGGACUGCUUGGCCUUUGCUGAGGGG